AUGCCUGCAUCCUCCUUCACUCCCCCUGAUGCCCAUUUCCCACCGUGGGCUGAGCUGGCUUUUAGUCAGUGAGUGGGAAGCUCGAUUGUUCUCAGGAAAAGUUUGCAAGUGCCUGUCAAACCCUCGGCCCAACGGAUAGCAGUUGUGGUUUCAAGUCUGGAUGAAUUUUUUAAUAAAGAUGAAUGGCAUGUAUUCUUUGAUUGUUGCCUUUUUGUUGUGAAAUCUCAGUACACAGUGCACAUAGAGUUUGAUUGUUUUCUUCCCAUUUCAUUAUGGUUGGAGGCUUAACAUGGCAUGGGGUUUUCAUGAGGCUUGGCAACUGCCUCUUGUGGGGGGGGGGGGGGUGACAGAUUGUACCGACAGGGAUUUAUUUUAUUUUAUGAAUCAUAAAAGAUUAGAUUAGAGCGAAUGAGGGAAAAUGUAAUGUGUCACGCUAACCCUGUUUGCCGGUCUCAAAUUGUAUUGGUGAGAAUCUUUCCCGUGCUUUGCAAUGUUCAGGCUGUGUUCAGCCUCCUUAGAAUAAAUGUUCCUUGACAUGGGCAUUCCCAGAUUUAGGAAAUUUGAUCAUCUUGCAAACCUUGGUGGUAAUGACACAUAGAGAUGAAAUAAAGGCCUAAAAACCAAACAAAGCUGUAUGGGGUGUUAAAGUCUACACCAGGCUCCUUUUCACUGCAUUUAACACCUGAUUUACUUAACAACAGGAACAUCUCAAUAGGUGCUCCAGGUACGAUAUGACAUGGCACUAUUGUUCCUUAAGCAAGGGGGAGGCUGAUGACAUCACGUCUCCCCAUCAGACCAACUCAUUGAAUGCCCUACUCCUUGAAGUUUGCAGUUGUGUCUAAAAAACACUAUUUUGUAUUUUUUUUUUUUACCCUUUAUUGUACUGUACUGUAUUUAUACUUGCGAUUUAAAAUAAUUGCUGGAGGACGUCUUUAAGCUGAUGCCUAAUUAAAAUCUCAGACACACCGGUAGGAUUGUCAAACGUUUGCCGUUGUCAAACGUUUGCCUUAGCACCUCUGAACAGACCCCUACGGAAAAAGAUUGCAGUCAGAGUGCAGUAUAACGGCAGUAUGCGGCAAAUACUGCGUCCAAAACAACACAGUUUUUUUACUGCAGUAAUUUUGCAGUGUAACUGCAGUUAGAGUGCAGUAUAACUGCAGUUCAACUGCAGUACACUGCAGUUAUUCUGCAAUUACAGCAAAAUACCACAGUCGACUGCAGUCACUGCACUUUUACUGCAGUUUCAAAACUGCAAUCUUUUUUUAUAAGGGGAGUGUUGGCAGUGAAUCUCUUUUGUGUUCACACAGCAAAGACCUUGGAAGUCGUAAGCCACUCAGCCUUAUUAAAAUACUCCAAACCAGAAGGUGGCAGUAGCGUUGUUUGGCAAUGCAUAUCUGUGCAUAUUGCUUAUGGUCUAGAUUCCAAGCUAUCUGCGCUAAUGUUGCUAUUUUGUAGAAACCCCAUGUUGAUACUAGCCAGAUGGCCACAGCUAGAUAACUACCUAGCAAUAUUAUGAAGAAACAAUUAAAUUCACUCUCCAUAAUCCCAUAAUGCCAGUGCCAGGCCAUAGCCAAAUGUUUAGCUAGCUAGCUAACGUUAGCAUAUUCGCUAGCUAGCAUAACAUGGGCCGUGACUUCAUUAAUGUUCCCUGUUGGAGGGAGACAUGAAAGGACCACUCCUUUAAUAAUAGGGUGUGUGAAAACAGUCAUUCCAGACUUACCCCCAGAUUGCGUAUAUGGCUGACCGUACAGUCUGUUUGCUAAUAUCGUUUCCCCUACGGGCUUAGCAUGUGAUGUGGUGGGUAUUCUGAACUUGUAUCUAGUUGUGCUAACAGAGCCCACUAGGUGAAUCAGCUGAAUCUGCAGCAACCAAAGCAGCAGGAGUGAGAUUCCCUUCCCACAGUUCUUUCCCUGGACAACACAUACUGUACAGUGACCACAAUGGGACCUCGUCUUCCUACACUGGAGGGCAGGGUUAAAACAAGCAGCCUGUCUUCUCAGAUGAAGCAUAGAUCCACUUAUACUCACUAUUAAAGGGUUGUGUCACUCAUGGUUGUGUAUGGAAGGGUUUUUCAACACUUGUUCAUUGACUUUCAUAGAGGUAGCCUAAAUCUCGGUCCCGAGAGGAGACUGACUCACAAGCAUUGUGGAGGGAUUGAAUAUAGAGGAUAGAAGGACACACACUGCCUCAUUAAUGAUGCAUGUGAGCUUCAACGUAGUUAGCUUUGACCCGAGAUGCAACGUUUUUUAAAAGUGGUCCACACAAUGCCAAUGAUAGUAGUACAUUGGUGUUUAGUUCCGCGUAGCACUCCGCUGCCAGUGGAGUCUUGGUGUGUUUAAAUAGAAUGGGAUUGUAUAUCUGAAGUCAUAAUGGCAGCCUGCCACAAGCUAAGGAAUAUGGUUAAUCUCUGAGUUAAACUUUUUUUUGUAAAUUUCAAAAAGAGAAGCUAGAAUCAAAGCCCAUCUGAAAGUUGUUUUUCUUUGGUAGUAACAUUUCCCACAUGUACCUUAUCGUUUUACACUGAUCCUCCCCAUCAGUUAUUGUAAUGUCUGUAGGCCAUCUCUUCUACUUCAAGGCAGCCGUUAUGACUCCACCAGAAACAGAUAAACAGGGAGCGGGACUGGUACAUGAUUUAUUGGGGUCUGCUCAAGUAGACCAAACUGAAGCAGGAGGAUGUUUGUGGCAAUGAUUACAUGUGGGAAACUGGAAUGAGGAGGGACAUUAGCAAAACUAAUUAUAAACUAGUCCCCCCAGAUGAUCAUGAUGAGUCUCACUGACUUUGAGGGCAACUGAACACAUCUGGAAAAAAGUUUAAGUAAACUUAAUAGCAGGGAGUCCAGUUCAAAUAACAGAGGCAGACACAUACAGUAUAUAUUGUGUCCUUGGGAAAUGCACUUGACUCACAAUGAAACUAAUACAGCUGUAUAAAUGAAUCAUGUGCAACUGGUGGAUCCCUAUUUAGAUAGACAUUUCUGGGGACAAGGAAGUGGGCUAUUGGGGUCAGUUCAGUUCCCAUCGUCUGUUCUUCAGAACCUCCGCACCACAGGGGAGGGUCCAGAGCUUCUGUGAGAUCUAAUGGUCCCAGAACCACCCGAGCAUUGGCGGCAGGGUGACCCCUGUCCUGAGGUCUCCCAUAUCUCUCAUGCGAGACAGCCCUGGUUCGCAUGGCCUAAGUGAUGUGCAACUUUCCGAACCGUUUGAUGACGAGAUGUCCCCUGGCUGCCUUCGUCUCUCCCUGAUGUCAGGUGACUGGAUGGAAGUCCUGCAGCUUGAAUGAUGUUAUAGGGAGGGUUACUGAUUCUCUUGAGUGUGUUCACAGACUUGGAUGCUUGAGGAAGUUAGGGGUCACAGUAACUUUGAGGUGGACAGAUCGCUGGUAUAACAUUUUGGUGCAGUAAAGAAAAGUGCACACUCACAUAUUUAAUUCCAAUGUUUCGGCCUUACAACCUUCGUCAGACCUAUAAAGGUAAACUAAUUAAACAAAAUACUCUCAACUGACCGAGACCGAUUUGUAACAGUUUCAACACAACAUUUGGGGAUGCAGUGAAAUGAACGACAGACGGAUAUGCUAACAAAACAAUUAUGUCAAUACUUAUAUUGGGGUAGUACAUUAUGUCCUUGAGUGACAUCAGUGCUGUCCAGAUAAAAGCUGACUUCCUAUAACCCUUUUGCCACCUGUGUCCAACAUCAUGAUUGACUGACAGUUCCAGCUUUGCUGUGGCUUUUGUUGUAUUUGUUUAGCUGACCCACCUUAAUAACCCGAGUUUGUCUCAAAUAUUGCCUUACCCGUUAAGCUGUUCUAAAUUAAGUUUGAGCAACAGCUGACAGAACUAAGUGCUGUGCUGAUUUUGAUUAGUUUGGAGGAGCUGACCUGUCAUUCCCUGGUUCAGUGUUGUGCAACUCUGUCCUUUUCAAACAGUCAGCCAAACACCUGCUGACUAACGUAACGACUAAGGUGCGUGUGGGUGAUAUACUGUAUCAGUCUCCUCACUGUUCUAUAAUACAAGGAAAAUGUGUUAGAAAUGAAAAGGGCACUGUAGAACAAUCUGAGGCAUCUUUGUUUAGGCUUCUCACAUGUGUUGGGAAAAAGGGUAGAACAUUUUGUUAAACCACUGCUUUUAACUGUAAAAGAUGCAGAGAUUUUACAUGUACAUUUUAGUAAUUUAGCAGACGCUCUUAUCCAGACGGACUUACAAUUAGUGAGAUGGCUUUCAACACCCGGUAUAUUUAGGACAUAUCGUGAGAGAGAAAUUUCCCUCACAGAAACGUCUGUUGGCCAGGCACGAUUCAUGGAUCCUAUGCUGCUCCCCCCUCCCCCCCUGCUCAUGUGCCAAAACUAAGCGUGAUUUCCCUUGAGUCAGCUUCUGUUCUUGAGUCGAUCAGCUUUGUUUAGCACUGGACUCAAUGUGCAUUAAUCGUAGUAAAUUAUUAAGACUGUCAUUAACGUUCAACAGGCUCUGCUGAAUCUUUACUGACCAAAUGGCAUUAGAUUAUUCAGAAUAUAAAGGUUCAUCACAUUUUAUGAGUGUUAAUGGGGUGACUGUAAAUACUGAAUAAAAACACUUUAAUAAUGCUUGAUGAUUAAAGAGCUCAGGGAAUUUAAACAGAGGGCGAGAUGGAUUAACCCAUUUUAAAGGUUUACUGAGAUUUAGGAUUGGCACCUUUUUUUUUACUGUCCAUUUGGCCCCUUAAGUGAUCAUUUACUCUAAAAUCACUGUUUGUGAGACAUUUUCAGACCCCUGAAGUCCCAAGCUAUCGGUUGUACGUAUAUGUACAGCUAUAUGCCUCAACUCUAAAUUAAUAUAAGAUAGGCCCUGUCUAAUUUACUGAUUCUAUUUUGUGCCUAUCUUUCCCAUUCUUUUGGAAUUGAGGCAUAUAGCUGUAUCUAUACAACCGAUAGCUUGGGACUCAUCUUGACAUUAGACCACUUUUUAGGUCUGGAAAUAAUGUAUCUGAUAAACUUUCCAUUUUGUGUGGACUAUCCCUUUAAGCUAUGCUGAUGCCAGCCGUGUGCCAGACAGCACAUGGAAAAUAAAACAUUGUAGGUCAGCUUUCCCCUCAUCUUUGACCUUGAUUUUUGUUAAAGCUUUUUAUUUGUUGUUUAUUUAGACCCAAACACAAUCUGUUCUUGCCUCACUGCAUUGACGUAACCUUCAGUUUCUGCUCCAUCCCUACAGGCCAAUAUGUAUAUGAUGACUACGGUGACACAACACUGACACCGGACUACGACUACAACGCCACCAUUGAAUACAGCUUUUUCAGUAUGUUAAAACAUUUACUUUUUAUGCAUUGAGUUUAUCCCCGUUGGUACAACAUCAUUAAAACAAAAUAUUUAAUCUGCUUCUUUGUGUUUAGUUCUUUGAAAUACAGUAAGUACUGGAAAGUUACCUCACAAAUAAAAUGUGUUGUUCACUAGGUAACACUAGUACUGAGGACCUGGACAAGUUUCUAAGUGCAAGUGAAGAGGAGGAUGAUAAGGGGGAAGAGGAAGACACAACCUUCUCGACCGCUAUGUCGACCACAGACAGCAGCAUAGUCACCAUGGCGAAGGUAUCCCAUCAUGUUGCUGCAGUCGUUUGUGGCUGAUUAGGCUCCCUUUUAUCUCCCAAACAAAAGGUCUAUCAUAUAUAGUUUACCUUUGAGUCAUAUAUCUUUUAAGAUGGAGGCUUAAACCAAAACCACAUACCUCUACCCUGAGAACACUGAUGUCACACUGACCUUAUGUUCCAUGCUUGCGGAAGUUACGAGGACGGUUACUUGUGUUUUACGUGGGUGUGUGGAUUACCCAGGGGAAAACCAGCACUGGAGAGAUUUAAGACAGAUGGGUUCUAUUGUGGAAAUUCUUACACAGGGACACUCAAAGUCAAUCUUAAAUGAAUCAUUGUUUAUUGUCAGCAUGCUGGAGAGGUUCCACCCAACUCAAUGCACCAUAUGUACACAUGUUGACCAGGAGCUCUAACGGGGCAGUCCCGUUAGUUCCCUUAUAUACUGACGUCAUAUUUGCAUGAUUUAGCUUAUUCAUGAUUAAUUAAUCAUUAACGUUUGCUUCAUUCAUGUGACCGACCAAUACUGGGUCAUGCAUGUGACAGACCAAUACCUCACGAGGCUUCUUUUCCCUAAGCUGAGACCUUGAAACUGAGAUAUCCCUUUCUCUAAACAAGGUUCUGGGCGUACUGCCAAAUUGCAGACACUGAUAGUGAGGAUUCGUUCAAACAGUCACUUGCAUGAACACAGAAAUUGGUUUAUAGAAAAGCACAAACAUAGAACAUAGAAAUUGUUAAAUAGAAAAGCACCAACAUAAACACAUGAACACAGUUCAUUUGGAACAAUAAAAUUACUAGGAAUCACAGCAAUUUUGGAACCACUACUCCUGCUGCUAUUUCCACUACAGUAUUGUGUUUUUGUUAGUUUCAAAUAAACAGCAUUUUUAAAUCCAAAUCUUAACUGACAGCAAGAACAAACUAUGACAACCCACUUUUGUUUAGUUAGCCUAGUCCUAUUUCAAAAUGAGUGGAUAGCUUUACCAAAAUGAUAACUGUACUUGAUUAUUACAUGUUUUAAGUCCUCAGACACGCAUACAUUCCCUGGAAAGACAAUACAACAUUACAUUUACAUUUACAUUUUAGUCAUUUAGCAGACGCUCUUAUCCAGAGCGACUUACAGUUAGUGAGUGCAUACAUUAUAAAAAUUUUAGAAUUUUUUUUAUUUAUUUUUUUAUACUGGCCCCCCGUGGGAAUCGAACCCACAACCCUGGCGUUGCAAACGCCAUGCUCUACCAACUGAGUUACCUCCCUGCCAGCCAUUCCCUCCCCUACCCUGGACGACGCUGGACCAAUUGUGCGCCGCCCCAUGGGUCUCCCGGUCGCGGCCGGCUACGACAGAGCAAUCAGAAUGGAUAAAGCCCCAUUGAAAUCACAUAUAAUGUAUUUGUUGCCACCCUAUGGUCAUUUAUAACUUUUUUUAUUCAAAAACAUAAAAUACUGUCAUACCGUUAAAGAUGUGAUAUGAUAUUUUGGCUAUAUCGGCCAGCCCCUAGGUUAAGACUAGGAAAAGGGUUAGGGUUAGAGAAAAUGCUCUCCUAACCCGCUACGAAAAGUCAGGGCUUAGACAUAUUGAAGUCAGGUGUUUUUACGGUUUCCAGUAAAAAUGGCUGUGUUCCACCGCUCAGACGUUGCAUGCAUCAACCAAUGGUUGAGUGUGACGUCAUCGAUUGACAGAUUGCGGUUAGCUGAUACGUAAAAUACCUAUCAAGGCGUUGUACGAUCUUGCAUGCAUCAGCAACGCCUGGGCAGAACAACGCGCCCAUAGGUUGCGUACCACAUUAUCGACUGGGUCAUUGACUGACAGAAUGUUAUAACAUAUGAUGUGGUUAGCUGAUAUGUAAAAUACCUAUUCAGACGUUGUAAGAUCUAGCAUGCGUCAGAAGCGCCUGGGCAGAGGAAUGUGCCCAAUACCCAAUAUCUGGCCUUGUUUGACGUCAUUGCAGGCGACUGCCAACUGACUGAUCUACAAAGAACCUUGCAUCAUAAAUAACUACUCAUUAUUAUUUGUAGGUCAGACACAGUCACAAUUUACCCUUGAUACAGUACGGGUUUGAUCCUUUCGAACACGACCAGAAACAGAGCACGGCCUCUUUGUUCCACAUCUAAUACAUAUUGCUUUGAGGGUGCUUACUUUGAAAGUACAAAUUCAGCACAUUUCAGAGGCUUAGUCAAGAUCCAACAAGUGGAUCCUAUUAUCGAUAUGGGUCUGUCUGAAAGCCCCAGCUGCUUUAUAUCUCAAACUCAAGUCCAGGAAAUCCUCAUCAACAAACACUCUGGGAUUCGUCCAAAGCCUCCCAACCAUGAGAAAGCAGGAGGACCUUCUGCCAAAGAGCAAAUCAAUCCCCAACAGUCAAUGUGUGUGUGUGUUACUACUUUGUCAGGGGCUGAAAAUACUAUUUAUGUUGGUCCUCAUUCAUCCUAACAUGAAUUCCAAUCAUAAUAGCGCUAAAAGACUAAAACCCCUUAGAGUUUACAUUAAGAGAUACCACAUAAACUUGUAUGUGUAGGGUAUUACAGCUGGUCACACACAUUCACACGCACUUAUAACAUCAAUAAGAUAACAUCACUUUAUUGGUCAAUUGCACACAAGGUCCAACCAAAAUUUGACUUCCACUUAUAACCCAACCCCUUCGAGGGGGGGGGGGGGGGGGGGGGGGGGGCACCCAGUGUGGCAUUGUAGCCUGUCCAAAACCUGUAUAUGUACGUGUAUGUAUGUCUUUGGGUUGGGUUAUAAGCAGAAGUCACAUUUUGGUUGGACCUUGUGUGCAACUGACCAAUAAAGUGAUCUUAUCUUAUUGAUGUUAUAAGUGCGUGUGAAUGUGUGUGACCAGCUGUAAUACCCUACAUAUACAUGUUUAUGUGGUAUCUCUUAAUGUAAACUCUAAGGGGUUUUAGUCUUGACAUUUAAACAAUUAUCAUUGGAAUUCAUGUUUAAAUAGAAACUCUUCCUUGUCUGUGUAAGAAUAAAGAGGGUGCGGGAUGACCACCUCACUUGCUCAAGGCUCAUACAGGUCCUUUCCAAGUAUAUAUAUAACACUAAGGUUAAGUAACAAUCCAGCGCCAUAUCUUUAGCGGGUGUGUGAUAAAUCAUUUGAGCGUUGCACAUUCAUAUAGAGUUAGUGCUGAAGAUGCAGACUACAAUAUUUUGACUCCCGAGUGGCGCAGUGGUCUAAGGCACUGCAUCACAGUGCUAGCUGUGCCACUAGAGAUCCUGAUUCGAGUCCAGGCUCUGUCGCAGCCGGCCGCGACCGGGUGUCCCAUGUGCGGCGCACAAUUGGUCCAAGGUAGGGGAGGGUUUGGCCGGCAGGGAUGUGGGUUCGUUUCCCACGGGGGGCCAGUUUGAAAAAAAAAAAAAAAAACGAAACAAACAAAAAAACAUGUAUGCACUCACUAACUGUAAGUCGCUCUGGAUAAGAGCGUCUGUUAAAUGACUAAAAUGUAAAAUGUAAUAUACAGAUUAUAUACACUGUGUAUACAAAACAUUAAGAACACCUGCAUUUGUAUUUAUUAGGGAUCCCCAUUAGCUGUUGCCAAGGCAGCAGCUACUCUUCCUGGGGUCCAAACACAUUAAGGCACUUACAUUACAUAGAAGAUAAAACAGUACAUCAUAUAACAUUAUUACACCACUACAUUUCUACAAUACGAAAUGUAUAAUACCACCAUACAACAAUAUUACAAUGUAUGUGUGUGUAGAGUACGUGUGCUAGCAUUGGCGUCAACAUGGGCCAGCAUCCCUGUGGAACGCUUUCGACACCUUGUAGAGACCAUGCCCCGACGAAUUGAGGCUGUUCUGAAUGCAAAAGGGGGGAGGGUGCAACUCAAUAUUAGGAAGGUGUUCCUAAUGUUUGGUGUACUCAGUGUAUUAUAUACAUUGUAAGGUAUUAUGUAUACACAUACAUGCUAACACAUUCACAUAACUAUAUAAAUGUUAGAAGGUAGCUGUUAUUAUUGCCUUCUAGCCCAACAAAAGCAUACAGUAUUUAUAUAGCAGACUUGAACAAAAUCUCUCCCACAUUAAAUUACGUCGAACCAUUCAGCUGAACAUUCAGUUGUUCAUGGCACUGGUGGACAUUGGUGGCAGUGGUUGCUUCUUACUCAGUUCUCGUCUGGUCACCUUGCCACUCCUCAGUUUAUAACUCUCUUGCCUCGUGAUCUUUUGUUUUAUGCUAGGCAGGACUGUUAUUUAAUUUUGUUACGGUUGAGAAUGACUUACAUUGGUGUUGUGUACUGGUUUGUACAGGGCUCCAGGACCGCUCCUCCUUGUUUGCUGCUCGCCCUGGGCUUGACCGUGCACCAGCUGGGCCAACUCCUAUGAGGGCCGGGACCAACGACGUUAUAGGACACAUACUUAGGAGGUGGGUCACACACAUGCUAAAAUACAUAUACUAAAUACACACUUGAACAUACAGUAUGUAUACUCAUUGGCGGGUCAAACACAAUAAUGCAUAAUAAUACUUACUACAGAUUUAAGUGUGAACGGUUCCAAUAAUUGUGUACUACAGCUCCAAUAAUAACAGGGUAUGUAGAUGUAGUGAUAUUUUGAUACAGUAGAUGACACUUUGUGCACACUAAAUAAUGUGGUGAAUAUGUCUGAUUGCUACAGAGCUAUUUGCAACCUAUCUGUAGAUUAUAAGGUGGACACCAUUAGUAGCAUACCACUAUCUUUUUUAAUGUGCAUGUUUCUCUUAUUAAAUGGCUUUUACAUUUAUUCAUUUGUAUGUAUGGUUUGGGAAUUAAUUGUUUUAGGACCUUUUAACAAGAGUCUUAUUGAUUUUAGAGAGCAUGCACUUGUUUAUUUAUGACUUACCUGGAAAUUCAGUCCUCCAGGGGCCUGGCCUGCUGCUUUUAGAACUCACUCAGUACCAUCUUCAUUUCAUUUAUGAUCCUAUGAUUCCAUCUAGCAACUUUUAAGGGUACUGCAAUUGAAAAACAUUUUAUUGAAACAUUGGAGGGGCAGAUAGGAAUAGGCCUGUGCACCUAAAAAACUAAACAGUUUAUUUUAACCCUACCCAAUAUAAAACCUAACCCUUGCCUGUGCCAUUUCUGGGUUGCCUUUCCAACAUUUUAGACAGUUUCAGUUUUAUUUUUAGGUGCUAGCAUACCUCUAUCUUUACAUAUGUGCAUUACAUCAUAUAGUGUGAUGAGUUCAUUAUUAUUUGGUUGAAAUCAUGACUAGUGUUUUUCUCUAACAUUUCAGAUAUCCAUGGAUCUAUGCAAGAAGGGAAGAGCGUGAAAGGACAGCAGUGACACUUGGGGACAUUUCACCAAAAUACUGUGAACUCAAACAUUCUUAUGCAAAGAACCCCUCAGUCUAUGACUGCUCCCCCUCAGGACCUGAAACCCAAACCAGGGACUCAAACCCCUACUCACACUGGACAUGUCACUACAACACAUCACCCAUAGUAUUCUAUAGGAGUCAAUCACUUCACUUUUUUUGUAUGUGUUAAUACACACACAACACUGCUUAUGUAGCAAACGCCACCACUGCUCAAUAUUCAUAUGGUUUUGCAUAAUUCAGGGAGGUAGCUGAUCUAUAAGGUUGGUACAUGCAAUAUUAGGCUGCUGGAAACAAAUGCCCAAUGGCGAUUUAUUAGAUGUGAAAGGAGGCCGGUUAAUGAGAGGACAUUAUUGUGUUGCUCAAAAAGUAAGAAACAGAUUGGAAAUAUCUACAAUCCCACAGCAACGCAUAACCUGUUAUGCGCUUUGUCCAUCAGGGUGGUCAAUCGUAUUUUUCUUCUGUUUUGGAACUACUUUGAUUCAUGUGGCUUUUUGUUGAGAAAACGUGUCAUUCUGUUAAUGAAAAGCUCCCAAAAGAAUGGUUUGAAAAGGUUGUGAACCUCAAUACCAUUAGCACAAAUAUAUCUGAUGUUCCAUUUCACACGUGUUCAUUCCAAGCUCCACUACUUCCCGUCUGUGUUUAUGAUGUAAGAAACAUCACACACAAACAUGGCAAAGCAUCCUUCUAAUCUGAGCCAUGCUGUUUAUUGACUUUGACCACACACACAGGCACUUUCCUUAGAAAAUGGCACUUCUGCAUCACCAGUCACCCCCUCAUAAGGGCAGGUGACCCUCUGCAGCACACCCUUAUUCCCAUGUUGUGUUUUCUACCAUUUUUAUAAGUGUUUUAUAAAUGUUUUAUAGACGGUGAAUAAAUGAACUCUACAGAGGUGGUCAUACCGACAACACAAGGUUAAUCAUGUCAUCUGAUUAAUGGUUUUGUCAGUGUAGUGUAUGCAUUUAUACAUAUUGUUUAUAUUUCAUAAUGAAUAUUUUGAAUAAAUUUGUUCUCCUAUUCAUUUUCAUAUUAUAUAAUUCAUUUUUGUGUAUUCAAAAUAUUAAAUG
Molecule: messenger RNA, 11885 nt
Organism: Coregonus sp. 'balchen'
Lineage: Eukaryota; Metazoa; Chordata; Actinopteri; Salmoniformes; Salmonidae
Source: the annotation of a GenBank genome assembly